AUGACGGACUCUUCUGUCGCUGCUACUGCUGCUGUUGCUGCUGUUGCUGCUGCUGCUGUUGGUGCUGUUGGUGCUGUUGGUGGUGCUGCUGCUCGUGGUGGUACUCUUAGUCGACCUGAUGCGCUGCCGUCCGUGUCGACGGCUGACAUUGAAUCCAUCCGCGUGACACCUCAAUCCGCUCGACCGACGGGCGACGUGAACGAUCCCGCGACGUACAAGCGGAGCCAGGACGUCAACUGGAAGAACGAGGGCCUGGACGAUAUCUACGCCAUGUGGGACAAGCUCGUGCCCGUGGACGAGCUGCCGAAGUUUGAAGCCAUGGGGCGCUUCCUGGUCGAUCUGGACCCCCAAACUGCGCGGGAACUGGAGAAGGCGUUCGUGCUGCUCCGACGUCGAUUCAAGUGCCUGCCGAAGAAAUCGCAGAUGAAGUUCGUGCUGGGGCUAUUGGUGCAGCAGGGCGCGGCACCUGUGGGUCUGGCACUCGAUAAACUGCUGAUCAAGAAGGCUCAGAAAAGCCAGUCGGGCGUGCUCGUUGUGACGGUGCUCACGAGUCCGUACCCGCAAGUGAAUGGCAAGAAACAGCGCUUUAGCUGUCAGUGGAACUGCUACUACUGUCCGAACGAACCGGAUCAGCCGCGAAGCUACUUGCACGACGAACCGAGUGUGCUGCGUGCGAACCGGAACGACUUUGACCCGGUGCUGCAGUUUUGCGAUCGCUGUGUGACGCUCGCAAUGAAUGGCCAUCCUGUCGAUAAGAUUGAGCUGUUGGUGCUGGGAGGGACAUGGGCGUCGUAUCCGGUAGGGUAUCAAGAAACGUUCAUCCGCGACCUGUUCUAUGCAGCAAACACGUUCUUUGAGAGGGCGAAGCGCGAGCGACACAGCCUGGACGAAGAGAAGCUCGAGAAUGAAACUGCUGCAGUGAAGAUUAUCGGCAUUACGCUGGAAACGCGACCCGAUUGUAUCAACGCCGAGGAGCUGCGUCGAUUCCGUCGGUACGGCUGCACGCGUGUCCAGUUGGGCAUCCAGCACACGGACGAUGCGAUCUUGAAAAAGAUCAAUCGUGGAUGCACGACUGCGGACGCCGUGCGUGCACUCAAGCUGCUGCGUGACUGUUGCUACAAGACCGACAUUCACUUGAUGCCGAACUUGCCUGGAAGUGAUCCGGAGAAGGAUCGAGCCAUGUUUGACUACGUGCUGCAUUCGCCAGACCUGCAAGCAGACCAGUGGAAGAUUUACCCGUGUGAGAUAACUCCUUGGACGGUGAUCAAGAAGUGGUACGAUGAAGGGAGCUACGUACCGUACGCCGACGAGAAGCUGAUGGACUUGUUGAUGGAUGUGAAAGCCAAGGUGCAUCCAUGGAUUCGUCUCAACCGCGUCGUCCGCGAUAUUCCGAGCCAGUAUAUACUGGGAGGAAUGGAUGAGCCGAAUCUGCGGCAAGUGAUUUGCAGCAAAAUGAUCGCUCGGGGUACACCGUGCAAGUGCAUUCGGUGUCGUGAGGUCAAGACGGACGACGCUGCGAUUGCCUCUGCCGAGUGCGUCGUUCGCGAGUACGAAGCGAACGAAGGGGACGAGUACUUUAUCAGCUUUGAGACUCCAGAUCGCUCCAAGAUUUGUGGCUUUGCUCGGCUGCGUCUAUCGCCGACUGCCGGUGGCGGUGUGUUUCCGGAACUCGAAGGCGCUGCUUUGAUCCGCGAGCUACACGUGUACGGCCAACUGGUAGCUGCAGUGAGCGAGUCGAAGAAAGACGCGACCAGCGUCUCGGCGAACAAUGGGGCAGCGCAACACACAGGUUUAGGCACACAGCUGAUGAGGAAAGCAGAGGCGAUUGCUCGCGCGCAUGGAUACAAAAAGGUGGCGGUCAUUGCAGGCGUCGGCGUGCGUAAUUUCUACCGCCGGCUCGGGUUCGAAGUCGAAGGGGAAGGCGAGCUGAUGAUCAAGCAUCUGGAUACAGCAUCCGCACGGGCGUCAAGGGUGUGGUCGAAGGGUACGUCGUAUGUGGCCGACCGUCUUGGCGGCGAGUUGUCCGUCGCACUUGCCCUUGCGGGGGCUCUCGGUCUAUGCGCAGCUUUGUUUGCUGCAACGCGAAGAAGGUAA
Molecule: messenger RNA, 2094 nt
Organism: Hyaloperonospora brassicae
Lineage: Eukaryota; Oomycota; Peronosporomycetes; Peronosporales; Peronosporaceae
Source: the annotation of a GenBank genome assembly